Messenger RNA from Aspergillus eucalypticola CBS 122712, 1292 nucleotides. Its product is annotated as N2227-like protein. The transcript has a single exon. The coding region runs from base 173 to 1291 and encodes 372 amino acids. The record is from RefSeq and is a predicted model, not a curated record. Gene Ontology annotation, molecular function: S-adenosylmethionine-dependent methyltransferase activity. Lineage: Eukaryota; Fungi; Ascomycota; Eurotiomycetes; Eurotiales; Aspergillaceae.
GGCGAUUUCGACCCCUUGGCUGAUAAUGCCGAGCGCCGUGUGCUCUUCGCUGCUUUUGAUUCUUUUAGGUGAGUCACUUGCUAUGUGACCCGGUUGAACAUGAUCGGUGGUAGUCCGCUGGCAUGUCAUCUACGUUGCUAACACCCUCAGGCAAUAUCGGAGAACGGCGCACAUGAACACGACUCACCGUCGUCGUCAGGCAUUUUAUGCCCUACCAUCUGCCCACUGGCAGAUGUUGUCUGAGCCGCCAUUCUCCAUCCUCGACAACUUUAACCGCGUGGAUGACGCCAUCGACGUGAACGCCGACAUCGCAGAUGCCAUCCUGACCACCGGUCUCUCGUCGUUCGGGCUCUCUGCGAACCCUGAUCCCAAUGACCCGCGUGAGAACUGGCACGGGACGGCCACUCAGUCCGAUGUCAACAAGGCGCACUCCACCCUGAGACAGUUCUACCGGGACUGGAGUCAAGAAGGCCAAGCAGAGCGAGACGUCUGCUACGGCCCUGUGCUGUCCGACUUGCAGGACGAGUUCGGCGCCCGGAUUGGGUCCUCGGAAAACGAGGACGAAGUCAGGGUGUUGGUUCCUGGCGCCGGUCUGGGGAGACUGGUGUUUGAGAUCUGUCGGCAAGGCUUCGCUGCGGAAGGAAACGAGAUCUCCUACCACCAGUUGCUGGCGAGCAGCUGGAUUCUAAACCACACGCUCGGCCCUCGGAAACACGCGCUGCAUCCAUUUGCGCUGCAUUUCUCGAAUCUCCUGUCUCGUGAGCAACAGCUGCAGGAGGUCAAGAUCCCGGAUCAGCAUCCGGGUACGGCCAUGGUUGAAGCCCAGGCGAAUUCGGCGCCAUUUGGGCGCAUGAGCAUGUCGGCUGCCGACUUUACUGUGUUGUACACCAACCCCAGUAAUAAAGAGGUGUUUGAUGCCGUGGCGACGGUGUUCUUCAUUGACACGGCGCCGAAUCUCAUCCGGUAUGUCGAAGCGAUCCGACACUGCCUCAAGCCCAACGGCCUCUGGAUCAACGUUGGACCGUUAUUGUGGCAUUUCGAGGACGGCAGCAACCGCAGUCAGCACGGAGGCAGUGAGGAGGGCCAGGGUGACCAGGGGAUUGGGGAACCCGGGAAUGUGGAGCUGACGGAGGCAGAAGUGUUUUGCCUCGUGGAGCGAAUGGGCUUUGCGAUCGAGAAGCGCGAGGCGCCGCACGAGCGACCCAUGUGUGGAUAUAUCCAGGACCCGGACAGUAUGUUGCAGCCGUUGUACCGGCCGUCGCAUUGGGUAGCACGGAAACAAAAUGUAUAAA